Molecule: messenger RNA, 1158 nt
Organism: Stegastes partitus (bicolor damselfish)
Lineage: Eukaryota; Metazoa; Chordata; Actinopteri; Pomacentridae
Product: ATP-sensitive inward rectifier potassium channel 1-like
Exons: 2
Coding region: 1-1158 (385 amino acids)
Biological process (GO): potassium ion import across plasma membrane; regulation of monoatomic ion transmembrane transport
Cellular component (GO): plasma membrane
Molecular function (GO): ATP-activated inward rectifier potassium channel activity
Source: RefSeq, a predicted model, not a curated record
AUGGUCUCACUGAGCAGCUCCAGGAUGUUCCAGCUGGGUCACAUCCAGCCAAAUGGACACCGAAGCCACAAAUCCCGCCUUGUCACCAAAGACGGGCGCUGCAACAUCGAGUUUGGCAACAUUGAGUACAGCAACCAUUUUGCUUACCUGGUGGACUUCUGGACCACCUUCGUGGAGAUCCGCUGGCGCUUCGUCCUCCUUUUGUUUGUGGCUGCAUUCACAGGUAGCUGGUUCAUUUUCAGCCUGCUGUGGUACUGGAUUGCAAAGAGUAAUGGCGAUCUAACCGGACAGAACCGCACAGACGGACAUGUCCAGUGCAUAGACAAUGUUAACGGCCUCACAACGGCGUUCCUGUACUCGCUGGAGACCCAGACUACCAUUGGUUAUGGUGGCAGGGCACUGACUGGGCACUGUGCUGUCACGGUGGCUCUAAUUAUCAUCCAGUCUUUAAUUGGAGUCUUCAUCAACUGCUUCAUGUGUGGCGUCAUCUUGGCCAAGAUCUCGUUACCCAAAAAAAGGGCAAAGACUGUGACCUUCAGCAACACAGCUGUCAUCUGCUUGAAGAAAGGAAGUCUUUGUCUCCUGAUCAGAGUGGCCAACCUCCGAAAGACCUUAUUAAUCGGAAGCCAGAUCUACGGCAAGCUGUUGAGGACAACAACCACGCCAGAUGGAGAGACUAUCAUCCUGGACCAGGUGGACAUUGACUUUAUGGUCGACGCUGGCAAGGAUAACUUGUUUUUUGUUUGUCCUCUGACACUGUACCACGUCAUCAACAGGUCGAGUCCGUUCUACGAGCUCUCAGUAGACACUCUACCCCUGCAGGACUUUGAGCUGGUGGUGUUUUUGGAUGGGACUGCCGAGUCCACAAGCUCGUCCUGUCAGGUCCGAACCUCCUACAUCCCACAGGAGAUUCAGUGGGGUUUCACUUUCCUGCCUAUAAUCUCCCGCACCAAGACAGGAAAAUACCACGUGGAUUUCUCAAACUUUUCCAAAAGCGUCCGGGUCACUACGCCACACUGCAUCCGUUGCUUUGAAACCGAUGCAGACCAGAGAAACCACAACAAACACAACCAAGAAAAUCACAAGAAGCUGGGCAUCGACAACCUGGGGUUUCAAGUGAUCGAUAUUCACGACUCAGUGGAUGUCACUAAAAUGUGA